Messenger RNA from Schistocerca nitens (vagrant locust), 886 nucleotides. RefSeq lists its product as uncharacterized. The coding region runs from base 236 to 793 and encodes 185 amino acids. The record is from RefSeq and is a predicted model, not a curated record. Lineage: Eukaryota; Metazoa; Arthropoda; Insecta; Orthoptera; Acrididae. The transcript is spliced from 6 exons.
AUUACUAUUGUGCAUGUUUUCACACUUUUCAUUGUUUAAAAUCAAUUCUGACUCAUUGUACCACAAAGAUAUCUUGUCAAAAUCAUUUCACAGUUGGUUUUGGUCGCCUGAUGAAUUAAAAAGACAGUAAAUGAUAGCAUAAUCUGCAAACAAUCUGAGAGGCUCGCUGAGAUUAGCACCUAAAUACUUUAUGUAGAGCAGGAACAGCGGAGUGCUUACAGCACUUCUCUGGGGAAUGGCAGAUAUUAGCAGAGGGCGACAGAUAUUAGAUAUUUCAGUUUUACUCAAUGGCAUUCCACAUCUACAUCUGCAAACCACCAUGAAGUGCAUGGCAGAGGAUAGUGUUUGGUCACUUCAGAAGUAUGCCAAGUUAGAAAAUGGUUCUUGGGUGCAAGUGGAUGGCAAUGGAAAUCUAGACCUCAUAAAACAGGGUCUUCAACUCCUUGUAGUUCAUCAGGGAACUGGUCUUGACUCCAUUACCCUGAACAGUAAUCCUCAUCAGCUCAAAGGAUUUUGGAAGGGUAGUACAUUGGCCAUUGCUAUUAAAUACAAGUUGACAACACGCAGAAUAAAAUUUAAAUUUGCAGCUACAAAAAAUCACUCAUCAGUGAUGAAUUGUGGUGCCUGUGUUCACAUGCUGAAAAACUACAUGCACAUAACAGACAACACAGGUACAGCUCAACAAGAAACUCUUCAGGUAACAGAGUUGUAUGAGUAUAUACUAAAGGCAAAUUCUAUUGAGAGACCUCUGGUACCAGGUACAAUCACAAACUGUGUACACACAUUGGAGUGAUGCUAGUCAACAGUCAGGAAUGCAAAGCAUGAUGAAAUUUAAAAUUAUAUACAACUUUUCACAAUAUUAAAGUUCAGUGUAGCCAACUGAAUU